Messenger RNA from Poecilia reticulata (guppy), 1110 nucleotides. It is a transcript of the gene ccdc90b, whose product is annotated as coiled-coil domain containing 90B. The record is from RefSeq and is a predicted model, not a curated record. Gene Ontology annotation, cellular component: mitochondrion. Lineage: Eukaryota; Metazoa; Chordata; Actinopteri; Cyprinodontiformes; Poeciliidae.
ACAUGACUGUUGCAUAUCCGACGGUCCGUGAAAGCACCACCGUCAAUCCUGUCUGGUCAGCUGUCUUUCCGCUGAGCGCGCGCUGCUUUGGUAAAAUUCGGCUGAAGUUCGGCUGGUACCGGUUCAGGUGAACGAGGCCACUGCCGGGAUGAACCCCCUGCUGCGGCGUCUCGUCGCGCUGCGGUGGGGCGCGUGGAGAGGUUUCCAUGUGGGAACGCCAUCUGCGACCUUUGACCUGAGAAAGGUUGAGCUGACGCCCCUGGAGCAGAGGAAGCUGACUUUUGACUCCCACGCCAUGGUGAUGGAGCUGGAGAAGAGUGGUUUCGAGAAGCAGCAGGCCGAGCUGAUCGUCUCAGCUCUGGUCACGCUGACCACAGCCAACAUGGACAUCGUCUACAAGGACAUGGUGACUAAAUCCCACCAGGAGAUUGCRGUGCAGCAGAUCAUGGCUCACCUGGACUCCAUCAGGAAGGACAUGGUGAUCCUGGAGAAGAGCGAGUUCGCCAACCUGCGGUCUGAGAACACGAAAAUGAAGCGAGAGUUGGAGCAGCUGCAGAACAGACUGAAGGAGGAGAGCGAGAAAGUCCGAGCAGAAACCAAACUGGACAUCAACCUGGAGAGGAGCAGGACCUCUGACAUGUUCGCCGACCAGGAGAAGAAGUUGAUGGAGGCAACCUCAGAGUUCUACCAUAAGAAAGCUGACCUGGAAAACGACAACAUGGAGAUCAACAAGAAAAUGGACCUGCAGGUGGCGUCGCUGAAGAUGGUGCUGGAGUCUCUGAAGCUGGAGACGGUCCGGUACAUGGCAGCAACCAUCUUUGCCUGCCUCGCCAUCGCUCUGGGAGUCUACCGGUUCUGGAGGUGACUGAUCAGAACCAGAACCAGRUCUGGUUUCAGAGAACCAGCUGGUACUUCCUCAGUGUGCUAUAACUSGGGUCAUAACCAGCCUGCAGGACGGUUCUGAMCCGGAUCUUAAGCCUGUUUACUUUGUUCCUAUAGCCUGAUGCAGAGAAGAAGUUGGUUGUGUUUUAGUGAUGCUGGGAUGUCGCCGCCCUGGUGACGGCUCGCUGCAUUUCUCUGGGUCUGGAAUAAAAACCUGAUUUCACUUAU